This is a messenger RNA of Tigriopus californicus, 3861 nucleotides long. RefSeq lists its product as uncharacterized. Bases 1446 to 2903 code for a protein of 485 amino acids. NCBI's taxonomy places the organism in Eukaryota, Metazoa, Arthropoda, Copepoda, Harpacticoida, Harpacticidae. The transcript is spliced from 2 exons. The record is from RefSeq and is a predicted model, not a curated record.
UCGUCACUCGUUCCUUUUUUCACGCUUCAGGGUGGCAUUUGAUAUUUCGUUUCUCUCUUGGUAACUGAGGAAACUCGAAGCUUUUAAGCAAUCUUAUCUUAAAUUUCAUUUUUUUAGUAUUUUCAUGUAUCCAAAAGAAAGAAGCUCAGGGCUGAAAAUUGUGCUUUCUUUUAACAACCCUCAAUGUGUUUGUGAUUUCAUACCUUGUUAUAUUGGCACUGUUUUAUUGUUUAUAUCUCAUCAUUCACAUUCUGUUGAACUAAAAGACCUAUCUAUCUCAGAGUGAAAAUUUCCCUGUCCCUUGAGUAUGUUGCACCACAUCUCCAGAAUUGUCCCAAUAUCCCCCCAUCAGGAUUUUAGUCACAGGGAUCAAACAGGGAAGUUUAUAUGCUCGAGAAUUUCUAAUACUGGAUUUUGAUAGUGACUUUUGGUUUCAACAAUUAUUUGUUGAGAUAAGGAAAAUAUUUCACUUUUACCCAUGAAAUAUCUAUAUAAUAUGUACUUCAGAGGAAGGUAAUACAUGUCAUACUAGUACUCGGAAAGUAUUUUAAAAGACACUAAAUGUUUGGAAAAUACUUGAUACUUUUAUCAAAUACUUCCAAGGACUGUCAAUUUUUUUUAUUGCGACUCUUGAUCAUGUCAUGGCGUAAAAAUAACUAUAAAAUAAAAUCUGAUGUAUAUACAUUAUACAAAGGUUUGUUGAUAAAACAAGAAAAAUGUCAAGAAGGUAAAGGCAAUAAAAUAGUUGACUAGAAAGUGAUAUCACAAUGAGUAUGACUAGAAUUGGUUCAAUGCACAUGAAAAAAGGUAAGAGGUGAGUUACAGAAUAGUUACAAGACAAGUAGGUAGAUCUAUUAUAGAGGUAAGUGAUGAAAAUCUUGGUUAUUGCAAUAGAGUGGAUGGGCUAGAUUGAACAGAUCCUUGUCAACUCCCGUCGCUGAUGGCAUUUGGCUGGGAGCCGAACACACGGUGCGUGACCGCCAAUACUCCAAAGGGAUGUGGGCAGGGUGGCCAGAUAGCAUUUUUUGAUGCUAAUUUUGGGAAAAUUAGCAUUUUUUGGAAGGCGCUAGCAUCGUAGAAUUUUGCCUAGCAUUGGUCCAAUUUUUAGCAUAAUCUUAGCAUUAUUUGAAAGGUCUUAGCAUCAUGAGAUUUUGUCUAGCAUUGCAUUAUACUAGCAUCAUUGCAAAUACAUACCUUUUUCGGCUUUUUUUGGAUUUUUCUUUUGGCUUUAGACUGUCGGUCUGCGACUUAAGUUGACAGUGGUUUGUUUGUUGACCCGAGAGUUGACUUCGAAUGAAAAAAUCAAAUCAAGGGAUCAAACUCAAACACAUUCUUAAAGAAGAGAAUCGUUCAUCAUUGCAAAGUGAGAGUGCCAAGAACAAGAAAAAAAUGUUGUCCUCAGCCCUCUCAACUUCAUUCUUCAGUGAUCGCCAACCAAGUCCAGCAUGGCCGGUCGUGAAAAAUACAAGGUUUCUUGGGAACAAGAAUUCCAAUGGCUGUCGACAGCCCCAACCGACGAUAGCAGCUCCUGGUGCAAGGUCUGCAAGAAAAAGCUCAUGAACAAGAAGUCCGUUUUGGUAGGGCAUUCCAAGACAACUGAGCACGUGGAGAGGAUCAAGGCUGUUGACAAGACUCCAAAACUGCAGUCCCUGUUCAAGUCAAAACAGAAUAAAGACGAAGUCAGGAAUGCCGAAAUUCAGCUCGCAGCCUCAGUCUGUUGCCACACAUCAAUUCGCGCCAUUGAUCACAUUGGCGAAAUGAUGCAAAAGCAUGGAAAAGGCAGCAUUUUUGAGGAACUUCGACUGCACAGAACCAAAUGCUCUCGGAUCAUUGACAGAGUUCUCUCGCCCUCUCUUAAAGAAGAGCUAAAGGAAGACAUGGUUGGCGCUCGCUUCUCCGUAUUAGCUGAUGAAUCCACCGACAUCUCUGUUGACAAAAAUCUCUGCCUCGUUGUGAUCUACUUUAGCAUGAAGACAGAGAAAAUUGAGGUCGCAUAUCUUGGCCUGUACCAAGUCAUUGAGGCGACUGGAGAGGCUCUUUUUAAAGUCAUUGAGACCGCUCUCCUGGAUAUGGAUCUCCAAUGGACCAAUUGUGUUGGUUUUGGAAGUGAUGGUGCUUCGAACAUGGUUGGCAUUCACAACUCGGUCUGGUCGCGAAUCAAGGAAAAAGCGCCAAAUUGCACAUUGUUCAAAUGUAUCUGCCACUCGCUUGCCCUCUGUGUCAAAAUCGCAUUUGAUACACUUCCCUCUAACCUUGGAUACAUUCUGUCAGAAGUUUCAAGCUGGUUUAGCAACAGCACUUUGCGGCGUGAGAAUUACAAGGCUCUCUAUGACGCAAUUGGUGACUUGGAUGCUGAAGAAGGGGAAAUUACAACCAAUUUGAUGCCGUUUUUGAAAGUAUCAACAACCAGGUGGUUGGUCAGAGGCAGGCUCAUCUCAGCCAUUGUACUGCACUGGUGCACUCUCAAGGAAUAUUUCCUAACGGCCGAGCAGCUCUCUGACCAGAGUGCUCGAAUGAAAGCCAGGUUUAUUAAAGAGAUGUUGUGUGAUGACAAUAACUAUCUCUUUUUCAUCUUCCUCGAGCCAAUUGUGAAAGAAGUAGAACGAGUAAAUGCCUUCUUCCAAUCGUCCAAAGCAGACCCCGAGCAGAUGGUCAAAGAGCUGGAUUUGCUGCACCGAUCUAUCAAGAUCAGAGUCAAAGAUGCCAAUGGUACAAAUUUGUCUUUGUCCAGAGUGGACUUUGGUGGAGCUUUUAUGACCAUGUUGAUGAGCCUGGUGAGAGAAAGAGGACCAAGAGGAGAUGCUCUCCAGCAAAGUGUGUAUCAAAAUGUUAAGACCAGAGCUCAAACAUUUAUUGAGACUUUGCUCAUUCAACUGGAAGCAAGUAUGCCCGUAUCACAGUAGUUGUUCAGAGGCUUGAGCACUCUCUGCCCCAAAAAAGUCUUGUCUCAAUCAGGAAGAGCUACCUUUUUGGAACUGCCCUCACGUCACCUUAUUCAAGAUGUUAGUUUGGUGGAGAUGCAAUACAGGAAGAUUCAAUUGCACAUCUGGCAAGAAGAGUCAAUUUUCAAUGGAGAUUUGCCACAAGAAAGUGAAUCAUUUUGGGCAAAGAUUAGACUGUACAAGCUGAGCGAUGAAUCCCAUCCUUACAGAGAGCUUGCAGACUAUGCCCUGGCAGCCUUGUCUGUUCCAGUCAGCAAUGCCAUUGUGGAAAGAAUCUUCAGCCACGUGACAUUUGUAAAAAAUAAAAAUCGUUCAACCCUGAGCCUUCAAAUGCUGGAUUCAAUUAUACGUGUUCGCAUGCACCUCAGAUUGAAGGGAAUUUGUUGUACCAGUUUGAUUGUGACCCCUGUAAUGAGGGAUAAAUUUAAUGCGAAAAUGUAUGACAAGUGUCAAAAAGAUGUCGAAGAUAUUUUCCUUUUGCAAUAAAAAAUACUACUACAGGGUGGAAAGAAAUUAAGGGCCGCUCUUUGUCGCUUCUGAAAAUCCAACCCCCUAACUCAAAGAAUGACUUGAUCAGAUUGAAUCUCCAGUUUUUAAUAAAAGGGAUUAUUGAAAAACCUAACACCAUACCACGAAUGAUCCGAAUUCACUCCAAAGGAGAUUGGUAACCUUCUGAUGUUUGCCCACCUAAAGAUUGAGUCCUGAAAAUCCAGAUUUCGGCCAUUAGCCUGGUCUGUUCUAAAAGGAUUUAUAGCAUUUGCAUGAGGAUCUCCACUCUCAAAUCGUUUGAGGAUGAUCACUGAAAGGCUCGCCAAACGUUCCCUUGUCUUUACCGGCCUUCAGGAUGCCCUUAACCUUGGUUCUGACCUUCAGACUGCGCUCCCUUGAAUUUUCAGACAUUGUUUUGACGGCACUUUAU